GAAAAUGAGCGUGAAAAUGAAGCUUGGUUUGUUGGUGUUUGGGACCAUUGGGUCGAUGCUAUUGGAAUUUGUGAGUUGCAAAACUGUUCAUAUUGUGGGAGACCAAUUGGGCUGGAACAUCCCCACCCAACAAACUUUCUACGAUGAUUGGGCCAAGAAAAAAGCCUUCGUCGUUGGUGACCAGCUUGUUUUCCAAUACCACCCAGGGCUUAACACAGUGGUGAUGGUAAAUAAAGAGGAUUACGAGCAUUGUUCAACGAGAAAUGUUCUUCACACCUAUUUCAAGGGCAACUCCUCUGUUACUUUGGAGAAAGUUGGUGACUAUUAUUUCUUCUCUUCUGUUGGCAAGCAUUGCGAGGCUGGCAUGAAGCUUCACGUCACUGUUACUAAUCCCCUCAAAUCCUCUCAGUAACUUCUGCAUAUACUAUUCAAAGGAUUUAUUCACUUUAGAUUAUUUUUAAGUUUUAACCCUUCUUAUGUACUUAGUAAAUGCCGCGACUACGAUGACACACAUUUUAAAACUCUAUAAAUUCACAAUAAUAUUUUUAUAAAUUUUCUGUUUUUU
Molecule: messenger RNA, 565 nt
Organism: Vigna unguiculata (cowpea)
Lineage: Eukaryota; Viridiplantae; Streptophyta; Magnoliopsida; Fabales; Fabaceae
Product: stellacyanin-like
Cellular component (GO): plasma membrane
Molecular function (GO): electron transfer activity
Source: RefSeq, a predicted model, not a curated record